Molecule: messenger RNA, 1746 nt
Organism: Guyanagaster necrorhizus
Lineage: Eukaryota; Fungi; Basidiomycota; Agaricomycetes; Agaricales; Physalacriaceae
Exons: 3
Coding region: 1-1746 (581 amino acids)
Source: RefSeq, a predicted model, not a curated record
AUGAUUAGAAGAUGCCUAUAUGUGGGACAAUUGUCGCAGCAUGUAUUCUCCACUCGUACCUUUACCUCGACCAUCGCACAAUGGAAGGACAGCAGAGACUCGGGGAGCCAGCAAAAGCUGCUUGAUUCCCUGAGCAGGCUGUCGUCCUUGCUCUCAUCUCCAGCGCAUGAUACCAAUGAAGUCCAGGGUUUUGUACGGAAAAAGCUCAACCAUCGUGACGCAUAUACCUCGUCUCGGGAUAUCGUUUUCCAGAGGAUCCUGACGCUGCUCGUUCAGCAUCGGUCUUGGGACGUUGGGGUACCUGUGUACGAACGGAUGGAGGCAGAAGGACUGCGGGUACCGGAAAAUUUGAAGGCGUGUUUCAAGGUGGCAAAGUGGCUGAGGUCGACGUCGCCAGCACAGAAGAGGCGGCUGAGGGCUGCUCUGCGUCGGAUGUUUGCCAAGCCUUCUUUCCAGGAGAUGCAGCUGUCAAAUCUCAUAGAUUCGUUUGACUGGUCGUCGUGUGCUGCCCAGGGGACGGAGCUCGCUAGGAUGUUUAUCAAGGGAAAGGGAAAGGAUUAUGUCCCGUCCAUUGUGGUCGUCAACAAGCUCGUCAACCUGCAGAUACGGGCAGGUGACCUGGUCGGGGCAUUCGAAUCGUUGCGGGAGCUUAGGCUCGACAAUGCAGAGGGGACUCUUCUUCGGCCCUUCGUGUCCGUCAUCACGCGCAUGUCCGACACCGGCAUAAGUGACAAGACCUCUCUCGAGGGGGUUAUGAAUCUCAUGCAAGAGCGUAACAUCGGUGCCGAUACUUCUGUCUUCAACGUCCUCAUCUCCCGCGAAAUUAAGCUCGGCACGUUCUGGAUCUACCCACGCGUUCUAUCAUACUACGAGGUCCUUCGAAACCUGCAUGCCGCCACGGGUAUCGGACCCGACGCGUACACUUUCCAACAUCUCUGCACCACUAUGGGACGUUUCUUCCAGCCUAGACGUAAAGGCUGGGUACCGGGAAAGGACCUGUUUACCCCCCGUCAUCUCUUUCGCGACAUGGUCGCCAUUCAUUUCAAUACCGAAGAGUCCAAAACCUCAUCUAUCGAUAUGAUUGAGCUCUACAAGGACCAAAAGCUUCUCAACUCGAUGCUGCUCAUGUUUCUCACUCUCGGAGACUACGUCGGCGCUCUUCUCUCUCUUCGCGGGUUCACAAAGUUCGGGAUUCCCGUAGAUGCCAAGACAUUCAAGCACGUUGUUGAGCAUCUCGCUCGGAAGAUCUAUCACGGUAAACAAUAUUGGAUGCCGGCGUUUCUGGGGGAAUUGGAUGUGGAUAUGUCCUUGAUGGAUCCUCGAAUGUUAACUCUCAUUCUUACUUCGAUGAAGAGGGGCAGACGUGGUCUUGGACGCUAUGUCGUUCCGACGCUUGAUAUGAUCAGCGGGAAGAGAGAAGUUCCAUCGAGCGCGCGGCUUGACUUGAUUCCCCUUGAGGAGGCGUUGUUGCGGGCCGUGUACACUAAAAAGCGGAAGCUAGUCGAGGAUGCGGAUGAAGCCAUUAAGCUGCAGAUAUUGGAGGCAAAGACGCUCAUGUUCCCAAAGGUCCCUACAAAGAACUAUCAAUGUGGGCCUAGGCGCCCUCGCAGAAGUCUUUUGGUGGUAUCCGGUCUCGUUCGCUGCCCUUGGAAGGAUGUGGAUGCUGUUUUUCGGCUUGCAUUUUCCGUAGUCGGUACCUACCUGCAACGCCCUAUCUUGGCUAUAAUUGAUCUACAAGACCAAUAA